AUGUAUGACGACGAUGACACCACGUUUUCGCUGGUGUCAACCGCGUCGGUGACGGAUGCCACGAGCGUCACCACGCGGACCGAGCUCGAGCUGGACCACGCCGACGACGACGCCGAGGCCGAGGCCGGCUUUGCGGGCGUCAACGAUGCCAGCAGCGACUUCGAGAGCGGCUGGGAGGUGUCGUCGGGGCCGUCCACGUCGGUGCCGCCGAGCGUCUACGAGGAUGAGAUUGCGUACGGGCGACGCUAUCACGGCUUCCGCAGAGGCAUCUAUCCCAUGCCCAAUGACGAGGUCGAGCGGCAUAGAGAGGAAACUGUCCAUGCUCUUUUUCUCCAGCUGAUGGGCGGGCAUUUAUUCUAUUCCAACAUUGGCGGCCAUCCCCAGAAGAUUAUCGAUAUUGGCACCGGAAUUGGAAUCUGGCCUAUUGAUGUUGCUGACCAGCACCCGAGCGCAAGCGUCAUCGGCACCGACCUGUCACCGAUCCAGCCAUCAUGGGUACCCAUCAACGUCC
Molecule: messenger RNA, 511 nt
Organism: Trichoderma reesei QM6a
Lineage: Eukaryota; Fungi; Ascomycota; Sordariomycetes; Hypocreales; Hypocreaceae
Exons: 4
Source: RefSeq, a predicted model, not a curated record